AUGCCCGCGCGUAACCAUUCGACCACAAGCGGCGUGCCUCCAGCCCCAGUUUUAAAGUUCCCUUCCGACUUAAAGAAAGCCUCUAGCCCCAAAGAGAAGAAGUCCCGAACUACGAAACCGCCGGCCAGUUUAACAACCGACAACAUGACUGGCGAAAUGGAGAACUUCAUUUUCGCUAUCGAAGAUUUCCGCGACCUGGACCGUGAGAAGCGAAAGCAGCUGCUUGAGGGCCCGACGGUCCAGGUAACCUGCGCAGGCCAGCACAUCGACGACGUCCCUCUCCGUCUUCUCCUCGCGGCCUCAUCUGUCGCUCGGAUACGAUACCUCAACACGGGCUCGAUUCCUCGAAUUGGUCUCGCCGACAAAAACUUGAAGGACGCCAUGCUCCUCCUCUUCGGCUGGAUGAAGGAUACCUGCACGAAGCUCAAAUCAUACUGGCUCUCCAAGCAGACGAAUUUCGUCUCUGACGUCAAUCUCAUCGUCGCAGCGCAGCAACUCGGCAUGGAUCUGUACGUCAAGCAUAUCGUGGCUAACUGGUGGGCUGCGCUCAAGAACGACCCGCCCGAGUUCCCCAAGCUUCUAGCGAUCGAGCGUGCAGCUCCGAAUGCCGAGUUCACAUUCUUCCGCUGCGCCGUUAACCGCCUCGCUCACAUGCAACUCUACGGUCAGAUCAGCAACGAAGAAGAGUACCAGCGUUGGAUGACUCGCCUCCCCAAGAUUGCCGCCGCUAUCAAGCCUGUGUACGAGCGCCUUGAGGAGGAUCGCCGCCGCCGUCGAGAGGAAGACGCCGCCCGGCGCGAGGAGGAGGCUAAGCGCAUGGCCGAGGAUGCCGAGAUUCACCGUCUCUGGGAAGAGCAGCGUGCCAUGGCUCGAGCUGAGAAAGAGCAGGUCGAUGCGGAGAAGGCUCGUAUUGCACAAGAGAAACAGCGAGAGCAGGAUAUGAGGGACGCUGUCGCUCGCAAUAGUCACCGUGUACGGACGCUCACUGCUGAGGAGGCGCGAUUCGUUCCUCGAGGUAGAAAUGGAAUGUGGCGUUGA
Trematosphaeria pertusa is the source of this 1038-nucleotide messenger RNA. RefSeq lists its product as uncharacterized. Bases 1 to 1038 code for a protein of 345 amino acids. NCBI's taxonomy places the organism in Eukaryota, Fungi, Ascomycota, Dothideomycetes, Pleosporales, Trematosphaeriaceae. The transcript has a single exon. The record is from RefSeq and is a predicted model, not a curated record.